Molecule: messenger RNA, 1203 nt
Organism: Lolium perenne
Lineage: Eukaryota; Viridiplantae; Streptophyta; Magnoliopsida; Poales; Poaceae
Product: F-box/FBD/LRR-repeat protein At5g22660-like
Molecular function (GO): protein binding
Source: RefSeq, a predicted model, not a curated record
AUGUUUGAUGAAAUGUUGGCACCAGCCUCCAUUCACAGUGCUUCCAAGAGUGCGCUAGAAAACAGCAAUGGUGUCGACAGGCUCAGCAGCCUGCCUGAUGAGCUGCUGCACCAUGUGAUGUCCUUCUUACCAAUGCCAGAGGUCGUGCGCACGAGUCUUCUCUCAGUCAGGUGGCGCAGUCUCUGGGCCUCUACACCAUUCGUCCAUAUUGAUUACCAGGACUUCAAGGAUGAAAACAAGCCGAGGGGUGUGGAUGACGAAAAACUGAAGGAGUUUGGAGACCACUUGCUGCUCUUGCGUGAUGACGCUGUUUGCUUGGAUGAGGCACGAAUCUUUGUCACUCAUGGCAGUAGUUGGAAUAAUUUUGCAUGGGUUCGUCAUGCCAUCAAGCACAAAGUUCGUCUCCUCCAGGUUUCUGGAUCGGUCCACUCUCCCUAUUUGGAUAGCACAUCAAUGUUUCCUUCUCAGCACCUCAAAAUAAUCAGGCUCCAAUCUCUGUUUUUGUGUCACCGAUUCUUUGCGAUGCUGAACAAUGAAUGGUCUGUGGUUGAAUAUUUAGAGCUGGAGGAAUGCAGUUUGAUUCGCGUGAAAGAGAUCUCAUCGAGGUCACUCAAGGUUCUGCAUAUGAUUCGCUGCUUUAACGGCGAGGGUCUCCUGAUUUGUGCUAGAAGCCUUACCGAUCUCUCUAUCCUUGACCCCACCUGUCUUGGUGCUAUAGUAACUAGGGAUUUGUCUUCUCUAAGUUCCGAGAGUUUAAAUUUUCCUAUCGACACAAUGGUGUAUGGUCAUCGUCUACUUCAUGGUCUUUCACAUGCCACAACACUGGAGUUGCACGCACCAUUACACGAGCUCGCAUUUGAGAGAGGUAUGCAAACAUGCCCAAUGUUCAAUAACCUCACAAGCCUGCUGCUGGGGAAUUGGUGCAUGGUUGCCGACUUCUACCCACUUCUUCGCAUUCUCCAGGGCUCGAGCAAGCUGAAGGAACUAAAUGUGAAGCUCAAAAUGGAGGAAUGUAGUAUAUGCAAGAAAUCUGAAUCUGCCUUGUCUUCAUCAAGGGCCACAUUGUCAGGCAGAGGAAACUAUCCUUCCAUUGAGAGGAUCAAAAUAUGUUGUCUUGAAGAAGAUCCAAGGGUCUAUGCACUGGUUAAUGCGUUGCAACCUACCAUCAAUCCAGAUGGCAAGAUCAGUAUUGAGCGUUGCUAA